Molecule: messenger RNA, 1821 nt
Organism: Penicillium manginii
Lineage: Eukaryota; Fungi; Ascomycota; Eurotiomycetes; Eurotiales; Aspergillaceae
Exons: 1
Coding region: 1-1821 (606 amino acids)
Source: RefSeq, a predicted model, not a curated record
AUGAGUUCUACUUGGAUCGCAGACAUACCUAUCCCGAAUAUCACAAAUGUUGAUAAAAUCGAGCCAUCCAUCACGAAGGUGGAGCACUUGUCUUCAUACAACUGGAUCGAAUCGUCCACUCCAACCAUUGCUGUCCCCGGCUGCCCGCCUCUCUGGUCUCCCCCCAAAAUUGCGCAGAAAGUGGCCAAGGACUCUGGACUGAUCUACAUUGCCCAAAACGCCUAUCGGCAUCCCGAAAGUCCCCUCGAGCCACUUUUCCGUUCCCUGUACAUCGAAAAGCCUUCAUACAACAUACGCCAAGUUGACCUGAUAACCGAUCGAAACAAUAUCCGCAAGCUCCUGUCGUUCAUCAAUCCAGAUCUCGCUACACAUGGCGUGGAACCUUUCACGAUUGAAAUCGAGGUCACAGGCAACACCAUGAUCUUCUCUCGUGCAGAAACUAAAACCCAUGAAUUCAUCAAGCCAAACGAGUUCAAAGGCUUCGGCCACGAGUUUGAGAAAGCUUUCACGAAGCCCCAGGGAUCUGGCACGACUGGCCAUCAUCGGGUUAUAUCGUAUCGCUUUGGCGGUUUGAAUUUCAUAGUUCGCUACGAGACCGACGCUUACGUGAAAGAGGUCUCAAACCCCCAAGCUCAUGAUGCGGAUACGGUAAAUGAAGAUUUGGUAGACAUCAUGGGGGAUUUGUCUUUGUCACAACGCAAUAUCCAACUGCCUCUUUCCACCGAGUCUAGACUAGUAGUUCGGGAAAAUGGAGAAAGGGUGCCGAUCAGUUCAACUCUCGAGAUCAAGACACGCGUGUUCCAUAAGCCUUUGGACCUUGAAGGAAUUAUUCCUCAACUUUGGAUAUCACAAACACCUAAUCUCGUCCGUGCCUAUCACAAAGGUGGUGUGUUUGCACCACCGAAAGUCGAGGAUGUGACUCGUGAGAUAGCUCAAUGGGAACGAAGCCAUGUUGAUGACCUUCGUAAAUUGGUUGUAUUGAUCAAGGAAAUCUUCAAAGUGGCGAGAGUGAACGAUGGGAAUGUCGUCAUAAGAUAUGACGGUCAGGGUGACAGUCUCGCAAUUUAUAGGAGAGAAGGGAGCAAGAUGUUACCUGACGAUCUUUAUUUGAAAUUCGCAAAUGAAUCGGGGUCGACCAAAGAGACUGAAUCAGAUCCUCGCAGAACAAGAAUCAAGAUUGGAGAUACUUUCUACAAGGUUGACAUCUCGGCAAUACCAUAUUUCUCAGCCUUUGUUCGGUUUCAACGUCAUUCACAACCGGAGAAUACGGAUCUAAUACAUGGCGAUAUUGCUCUGUUUGAUGUUGCUCUCAAGGGCUUGGAAUCAGGGUACCGGACGUGUUUCCGCUCUUUGCAAGGUGAUAUCUCUCAGUAUCAUAUUCUCUGUGACACAUAUGAUUUCCUCGGGAUCGACGUACUUGCCGGGCAGUCAAUCGAUGAUAUUUUCUCCAACUUGAAGGCCUGUAAGACUGAUUACGAGCUUGAUUAUAAGCGUUACCGAGCUAUCAAGGGCGACAAAUCUCGAGCACGGGAUGCGGCAUUCCGACUUUUAUUCUUGAUCAUAAGGGGUGAGUUCGGCGACGAAGUUAAAGACGCCGCCAAGGUUUACAACUCCGUUCUCUUCGUUCUCUCACACUCAGGCACCUUCAAACGUGGCACGAGGACUGCAGUGCGAUCGGCUCAUGAGGAGCGCUUUUCCAUAACCGACAAGCAACAAAAGCAAUUAGAUCGUUGGCGAGAGAGGGGUGCUGACAAUGCUUCAGGCGACGAUCUCACGACAGAGGAUGAAUCGGAAGAUUAUUAUUUUUCUGACGACUCCUAG